AUGGAUACAAACAAAUCCAUGCCGCUGUGGCUGGAUUGGGCAGUCAGAGAUGCUGCAACAUGCGAGGAGGCGAAGGGCUCUGAUAAUUAUGCAUGCCGAAGUCAAAACAGUGUGUGCAGCAAGGCCAGGAGUGGUGCAGGCUACCUUUGUACUUGCUCACAAGGAUACCAAGGCAACCCCUAUCUUGUCGAUGGAUGCCAAGAUAUCGAUGAGUGUAAGCUACCGGAGAAGUAUCCUUGCUAUGGAGUCUGCAGUAAUCUCCCAGGAAGCUACCAUUGCACGUGCCCACCUGGCAAGCGUGGUGACCCAUUUAAUGGACCAUGUGUCCUCAGCAGCCUAUUUGUUACGAAGAUUGUCAUAGGUGUCUCUUCUGCCUUGUUCGCGACGCUGGCUCUCAUUUCUGCAAUGCUUAUAACACGUUCAAAGAGGAGGCACGCAAGGGAAAAGGAGAAGCUUUUGAAAGAGAUAUCGAACGGGAGGAUACUGUCAAUGCAAAUGGACACAUUGACUGUGUUUACACUGCAAGAUCUACAGCGGACAACGGACAACAUCCACUACAGCAGAGUACUUGGACGCGGAGGCCACGGUGUGGUUUACAGAGGAGUUCUGGAGGACCGACGAGAGGUGGCUAUCAAGAAGACUCUGCUGACCAUCGAGGCGCAGAAUGGAGAAGCCAUGGAGGUACGACAGAAGGAGUUCUUGAACGAGUUAAAGAUUCUGACACAGAUCAACCACAGGAACGUGGUGAGACUCUUUGGAUGUUGUUUGGAGGAGAAGAUUCCAUUGCUGGUCUAUGAAUUCGUUCCCAACGGCACCCUCUCCCACUUCAUUCAUAAAAGAGAUCCUAAUCCAUCGGUCCCCUUGGACGUUGUUCUCAAGAUCGUAGUGGAAUCCGCAGAAGCGCUUGCUUAUUUGCAUUCAUCAACAUCUCGUGCAAUCAUUCACGGGGACGUGAAGCCCAGCAACAUACUCCUGGAUGACAAAUUGAUGGCGAAAGUCUUUGGAGUCGUCCUCCUGGAGCUAGUCACCGGGAAGAAGGCAGUCUUGGAUGAUGCUUCAGGUGUGCGCGAGUUGGCAUCGAUGAGCAGGGAGGAGCUUCUUCAUAUUUUGGAUAAGCAGUUUGUGCGUAAAGGAGGAAUGGUUUUGCUGGAGAAGGUCGUCGAGCUUGCACUUCAGUGUCUUCGUCGUCGAAGGGAUGAGAGACCAGACAUGAAGCGGGUGGCGGAGAAGCUACGGAAGUUUAUACGAAUCCGGCAGCAACAGAGGGGAGAACUUUACACUGAUGAAAUAGACACAGGGUAUCUUAUACCGGAUUCUUCUAUCUACCACAGUUUCGAUAGAACACUGAUGCAAGGGAUGGGAUCUCGAAGACCUAGUCCUGUUUAG
Molecule: messenger RNA, 1386 nt
Organism: Musa acuminata AAA Group (dessert banana)
Lineage: Eukaryota; Viridiplantae; Streptophyta; Magnoliopsida; Zingiberales; Musaceae
Product: wall-associated receptor kinase 5-like
Exons: 4
Coding region: 1-1386 (461 amino acids)
Biological process (GO): cell surface receptor signaling pathway; protein phosphorylation
Cellular component (GO): plasma membrane
Molecular function (GO): ATP binding; calcium ion binding; protein serine/threonine kinase activity
Source: RefSeq, a predicted model, not a curated record